AUGGACACCCCCCAAUCUCCCACCUCUCCUAAGAGGAGUCGUGGGUUCAGCGUGAGAUCUGGCAACUCGGACAAAUCGGAUUCAACAGGCCACAGACGCGGAGUUUCUGAGUCGUCAGAAGAGAAAGCUCGUCGCAGUCUACAAACCAAAGCAGAUCCACUCGUCGCCAUGAACGAGCUUCAGCCAAAUUCGGUCGCGCUGGAAAAGUCAAAUUUGGGCUCACUGCGAGAGAUUGAAUUCAAGGAUCAGUAUGGGAAUGUUAUCACCGAUCCCGACCUGUCAAAUCCCACGCGACCGCGUUUGGAACGCCCCUUGGAUACAAUUCGAUCGUUUGAGGCAGCUAUCAACAGUUCAUACAACAAUAAUCGUGCGUCAUAUGCCAAAACAGAUGAUGCCGCAUCACAGAUAGGCGACUUCAGCCGUCGAACAAGCUACUAUGGAGGCCAAAACAACGGCCCUUCCAACAGAAACUAUGAACAAAACAACUACUACGGCCAAACUCAAUCGCGACCGGACAGCAUCGUGAAUGCGUACCAAAACACACCUCUAUCACCCGAGAACCCCAAUCCAUACCCAUACACCCAGAGCGGAUAUAACCAGAGCGGAUAUAACCAGAGUGGAUAUAACCAAAGUGGAUAUAGCCAGAGCAGCAGAAGACGCCCGUCCCACCACCCACGCGGGUCACCCUCGACACCCAUGACCCCCUCCGAAGGCUACCCAAACAUGGCCAACAGCUCACAAUACGGCUACCAACGGUCGCGCGACAAUGUGGCUGCCAUGUCAAACAAUAGUUCUAGCAACACAUACCCCUACGGCCAGUCUACAGACCCCAGCUCGAUCAACAGCUCCAACGACCAAUUGCAGCAGCAGGCUCUGCAGCAACAGCGUCUCGACGAGCGUGCUCAAGCGGAGUAUGGUUUCAAUGGUUUCAACUCACCGAGGGCUCCCCAGCCCAUCGGUGAUUGCGGUGGACCUGCUGGGGGUACUCCGACUUCCGCGGGGGCUGGGCCGUCACAAUCAGUUGACCGCAAGAAUGUGAACCAGCCAUCGCCUGGUGGACCGAAAGCGGAAAAGAGGAAGAGCUGGUUCAAACGCCGGUUCAGCAAAGAUUAA
Penicillium egyptiacum is the source of this 1113-nucleotide messenger RNA. The record is from the annotation of a GenBank genome assembly. NCBI's taxonomy places the organism in Eukaryota, Fungi, Ascomycota, Eurotiomycetes, Eurotiales, Aspergillaceae.